ACGACAGAGAGAACAAACACUGACAGCUCGUCAGGUGCUCGGCUUGUGUGAGUUUACACAGGUGUAGAGAAUGGCAAUGAAUGAGGAAGUGACGUUGCAGCUCACGAGACAGUCAGCAAACACGGAGACGGAGUUGGAGAGAAAGAAAAAAGCGGGGUUUUAUUGUCUUUAAAAAGGUGAAGACAAGAGAAAGGCGGUUGCUGAUUUGGAUUAGGAGAGAGAGAGGUAGGCAAGCCUGCCUGUCUGCCUGUCUGCCAGCCGGAAGGUAUUGGAACUGCACACAGGACUAAAUAAAAAGGCAGAGGUGCUGAACCAUGACAGGCUUCUAAGGUUUCUCCUGGCAAUGCAGAAGCAGGACUCUGCUUUAGGACCCUGCUGAACGUGCUGACUCCCCACCCUCUCCCUCUCUCGCUGUAGCCCAUGCACACCCACAGCACCAUGGGCAGCCCUCCAGAGGUGCUGAACUGGUACUCUUCACCCAACCACAUUGUAGACACGCUGAAGGAAGAGAUACUGCUGAGUGCCAGGGAUGCUACCAGCAAGAGCCCUUUACCCCCCCUCCUGUCUCCACCGGAGAUAAUCGAGAACCUUGUACCCUCGCAGCAGCAGCAGCAGCAGGACCCCCCAGAGGAAGCGCUGGUACUGGGGAGCAGCCCCCCCACGACGGCCCUGAUCAGUGUGAGCGAGGACUGCGCGCGGGAGCAGCGGCACUUUGACAACAGCGUGCUGCAGCUGCAGGAGAACGAGGAGCCUGAGCGCCCCGGCAGCCCCACCCCUGGGCACACCUGUGGAGGGAGUGGAGGCGAGGGUGGCCACGGCAACAGCCACACCGGCUGCAACGGAGCACGAACUCACGAGGAGUUCAAGAUGCACUUCCACCGGUCAGGCAGCGGCAGCAGCGGCUUCCUGGAGGGGCUCUUCGGCUGCCUGCGUCCGGUCUGGAACAUCAUUGGGAAAGCCUACUCCACAGACUAUAAGCUGCAGCAGCAAGAUACGUGGGAGGUCCCUUUCGAGGAGAUCUCGGAGCUGCAGUGGCUGGGGAGCGGCGCCCAGGGGGCAGUCUUCCUGGGCAAGCUCCACAUGGAGGAGGUGGCCAUCAAGAAGGUGCGGGAGCAGAAGGAGACGGACAUCAAGCACCUCAGGAAGCUCAAGCACCCCAACGUCAUCGCCUUCAAGGGUGUCUGCACGCAGGCUCCGUGCUACUGCAUCAUCAUGGAGUACUGUGCCCACGGGCAGCUAUAUGAGGUGCUGCGGUCAGGGAGAAAGAUUGCCCCCCGGCUACUGGUCGACUGGUCUACAGGAAUAGCCAGCGGUAUGAACUACCUGCACCUCCACAAGAUCAUACACAGGGACCUCAAAUCACCAAAUGUAUUGGUCACACAUUACGACGGUGUUAAAAUAUCAGAUUUCGGUACGUCUAAGGAGCUGAGUGACAAGAGCACAAAGAUGUCCUUUGCAGGGACUGUGGCGUGGAUGGCACCAGAGGUGAUCCGCAACGAGCCAGUGUCUGAGAAGGUGGACAUUUGGUCAUUUGGAGUUGUGCUCUGGGAGUUACUAACUGGUGAGAUCCCCUAUAAAGAUGUGGAUUCCUCUGCUAUCAUCUGGGGAGUUGGCAGUAACAGCUUGCAUCUCCCAGUACCUUCCACCUGUCCCGACGGCUUUAAAAUUUUAAUGAAGCAAACCUGGCAGGGUAAGCCUCGGAACCGGCCCUCCUUCAGGCAGAUCCUCCUCUACCUGGAAAUUGCCUCUGCUGAUGUUCUCGGCACCCCUCAGGAGACCUACUUCAAAUCCCAGUCAGAAUGGAGAGGAGAAGUAAAGAAACACUUUGAAAAGAUCAAAAGCGAAGGCACCUGUAUCCACCGGUUAGAUGAAGAGCUGAUUCGUCGCAGGCGAGAUGAACUCAGGCACGCUCUGGAUAUCCGCGAGCACUAUGAGAAGAAACUGGAGAGGGCCAACAACCUCUACAUGGAGCUGAGCGCCAUCAUGCUGCAGCUGGAGGUCCGGGAGAAGGAGCUCAUGAAGAGGGAGCAGACUGUGGAGAAGAAGUACCCCGGUACAUACAAGCGACACCUGGUGAGACCCAUUGUGAGGCCCAACGCCAUGGAGAAACUCAUCAGGAAGAAAGGCAGCAUAUCACACAAAGUGGGAAUGCAGGCCAAGAGGCCAGACCUGCUGCGGUCGGAUGGGAUCCCCAGCGUGGAGAUGUUGCCUUCCAACUCGCCACUCUCAGGGAGCCCCAAAGUAUCCACCCCACCGGGCAAAGCGAGGUACCGCAGCAAACCGCGCCACCGCCGGGGCAACAGCAAGGGCAGCCACAGCGAGUUCACCGGCAUCCUGAUGAGUGUGCCGGCCGCUCCAGAGGAGCAGCAGCACCUUGCCCACAACCACCACUUCCACCACCCCCAACCCCCUGACAGCCACCUCCGCAGAGAGGACGCCGUGGCCAACUGCGCCAACAACCUGCGCUACUUCGGCCCAGCUGUCGCCCUGCGGAGCCCCCACACAGACCACCUCCAGCGGAGGGUGUCCGGCUCCAGCCCCGAUCUCAUCUCCACCACCAUGGAGGCCGACUCCCGCCAGAGAGCAGCUUCUGAGAGCGCCAGCCAGAGCCCCUUGUGUCCCUGCUGCCAGACUCACCCCUACCCCGGCUGUCUGCACUGCCAGGAGAUGGCUGUGACUGCCACAAUGCCAGCUGACAGACUGGCAGACGCCAACGGCCCUGCUCACAGCCAGCCUGAGCGCCCUGCCUGCUGCCUCCUCAAUUCCUACGAGAUUCCCAAGCAGUCAGAGCGCUCCGCAGCAGCUUCCGAGGACAGAGAGCUGACCGGCAGUUUCCAGCAGGGAGCCGCUCCCGGCGCCACCCCCCAGCACCUCACCCCGCAGGGCCUCCCUCGAAAGCUGCGACCCCUUCGAAAGAAUGGAGACUACUCGUCCGAAGAGGAGGAAGGAGAAGUGGACAGCGAAGUGGAGUUUCCACGUAGACAGAGGCCUCACCGCUGCAUGAGCAGCUUCCAGUCCUGUUCCACCUUCAGUUCUGAGAACCUGUCGGUGUCGGACGGGGAGGAGGGCAACACCAGCGAUCACUCACACAGCGGGCCCCUGGACGGGUUCGGGAACAGCCAGGAGGAACAGCUGGAUGAGCGGCUGGACGAGCUGCUCUCACAGACCCCCGAGAUCCCCAUUGACAUCUCUACACAGUCUGACGGGCUGUCUGACAAGGAGUGCGCCGUGCGCAGGGUUAAGACUCAGAUCUCCUUGGGCAAGCUCUGUGCCGAUGAACACAGCUACGAGAACCCACUGCACUUCGCAGAGUCUGACUGUGACACCUCGGAAGCAGAGUGCUCCGACGCCACCAUUCGCAAUAACAAGCCCUGCAGCACCUCCACCUGGUGAGCAGGGGAGUCCGGCUGACUGAGGCUUCAGCUGAACAGAGACUGCUCAGCGUCAAGGAACAAGGAAACAGGACUUUUGUAACAAAACUGCAAUAACAGAAGAAAAAACAAAACUGAUCCAACCUUCCUCCCCUUACCAAAACCGGUUCCAAACCUAAACAUCGCUAUCAUUUCAAUUACAUAUGGCAGGGAUUACAUAAUUGUUGAAUAAUGUAGCUAGUGUAACGUUGAUAAUUUAUUUUUAUUUGACAUUUAAAAAGUACAAAAAAUCAACAACAACAAAAAAAUUGCACUGUAUAGCGUGGAAUAUUUUGAGGCAAUUUAUUGAGAAAAACAGAAAGAAAAGCUGAAUGUGAGUCUCAUAGGUUAUUAUGCGAGGACCAGUCUGUGCUCAUGACGGGGACCAGGUGAAUAAUUGAUAGGUUUAAUUUAGGGAACUGGAUUUUAACAGUGGAAUACAGAACUGUUAUUACUGCUGCUGCUUCAUUUUCUCUACAGAAUAUUUAAAAAAAACACCUCAACUUAACUACAAAAUUAUUUAUGGUGCAGACCUCUCCAAUAUCAUAUGUGUGCAAAUGCAUUUUGUGUAAUGCAUAAUCCUCAAGUAUUCCUUUGGGAUGGAUCAAACUAAACCACCUGGAGAUUUGCCUUUUUUAUUUCUUUUUUUCUUUUUACUUUCUUUACUUUUAUAGAAACAACUUGUCCCUUCCAAGUGCAUAAGAUAAGAAAAGCAAAGCUUGAACACCAGCAUGGAAAAAGCAGUUUUUUCACCAAGCAUGUCCGCCCAGCUUGUGUUGCGAGACCCCAGAGAUUAGCAUGAACUGUAUCUCGAUAGGAUGUUGCAAACAAGCUGACACACAAGCAGCGAAAACCAGCAAAACAAAUCCACCCCAAAGCAGCUGCUUAGACUUGGAAUGCAGUUUGCCCUUUUCAUUCUAACUGCUCUGUGGUUUUUACAAAUUUAUUAUUUACGUUCAUGAACAGGAACCAAACCAGUGUUGAAUUAUUUUACCGAAGGAAAUUCCAGUAUCUUCAGAGCAGCUUUUUAAAGACCGGACCAUCAUAGUCUCUGGGUUAAUCAACGUGGAGACUGUUUUUUUUGUUUUGUUUUGUUUUGUUUUAUAAAGUGAGUUCAAUACAAGUCCUGGAUAGUUGGUUACAAGAUGCAGCAUCCCUUUGUAUGUACUCCUCAGCCAAAAUGCCUCUCUUCUUCCACUUCCCUUGAUAGUGUAAUUUUGUUGUUGUUGUUAUUAUUAUUAUUAUUAUUAUUAUUAUUAUUAUUAUUAUUAUUAUUAUAUCCCAUGUCAUAAUUUAUACACACACAGGCUCCCCAUAAAAUAUGUGUCUUGCUUGAUGGACAAAAAAAAGUAUUUCAAGCAAGCAUAGCAAUUUAUUAAGUCAAGUUAUAAGCGUUUAAUCAUUUACAAAUGUAUAUUGUAAGGGGAACAAUAUCACAUAAUAGCAGCAGUGUAGACAUCUAGUAAACCUGGAAAAUACUAACUGGACAAUCCUAGUACCGUAGCCUUUUAAUCACACUAACUAUUAUUGUUGAUGCAUAUUUUAGGCAGCAGUGACAAUAUUUAUCUACUAGACAGAUGUAUUGUUUUUAACACACGCUAUUGAGCACUCUUACUUAGUUGUUUUUUUAAACAAGUGUGUUUUCAAUGCACAGCAUUUUUCCCAUACCAGAAAAGGGAUACUGCAUCUUUUUCAUCUGUAUGAUUGGCAGCAAUUCAUCUCAGGUCUUUAAAAUAGUGAGAGAAGCUCUCCUACUCCCCUGUUCAUUACGGAAUGAAAUCAGAUCACAAACCUUCCACUCUGCACAACAGUUGGAAUUCUGACCAGCUGUUCUGGACUGAAUAGGGCUGUCAACAACAUGACCUUCACUAACCAGUCAUUACUGUUUGAGAUGAAACCUUCUUCUAGAAAUACAAAAUAGAAAACGGUUCUUGCAUGCGGCUGUGCCAACAGUCUAAUUGCAGGUUUGAUUGCUAAACCUCUGCUAAACUUUGCUAAACAUUUUGCAAAGUGGUCCAGAUACAGGAACAUGACAGUGGAGUACCACUGUUGGUUCAUACCAUUGGCAUGACCAAAAUGCGCAACUGUUUACUGCUGUGGUACUAUUGGCUUAUAGUAGAAUAUAGCUGCCCUUGCACUUAUUUAUUAUUUUUGGUGGUGCUAGUCCCUUUUAAAAUACAUACAGGGUUACAGUCUGAUUAAUCUGUUUAUAACAGGACCUGGACCUUGUAGCCAACACUAAAAAGUGUCGACAAACAAAUGCAGCUCUUAUUGUCUGAUAUGUGUAGUUAAGUUCAUGGUAAUGAUGAUGAGGAUGAUAUGCUCCAAGUGAACAGCAGGGGGUGCUAUAACACCAGUAACACAUGUAUCAGCACACUACAAAUCGCCCUUCAGAAAAAUGUGGUUAGCGAAAAUCAGUUACUGUGGAGUGUGCAUACUGUUCAGCACUUCAGAGUACAGUACUGUGCAGAUGACAUUUAUAUGAUACAUGUUUAAGGAGAUGCAGUGGAACAUGUAUUCAUACCAACAAUAAAUUAGAUGUAUUCAUUUAUCAAGAGGCGGGGUCCUAGUAAUCCUCCACUUGCAAGCUUGUGCUAGCUUCUCAGUGAUGUUUUAGUGCAGCACAGUUGUCUCCACCAAAACUGUUUUAAAGCCUAAAGUGAAUUGCAACCUUUCUUCUUUUGUUUACAAUGUCUUAGAGGUAUGUAGAUUUUAAAUCAUAGACACUGUAAAUUAGCACAAUGUCUUAGAGUGAAGGAAGAUGUCUUACUGACACAAAAGUCAUGUCGGUCCAUGUAAAUUAUUCAAUUUUAAUGUUUUAAAUGAAUUUAAUUCAAUUUUAAUUUAAUUGUUUGUGUUUUGUAGCUGGCCUACAUCAAGAUCAUUUAAGUUAUGGUGCAAAUCUCAGUUGUAUCUGUAGAUCAGAAGUUCUGUUAAUUUGUGGCCGUUGUUUUUUAAACUGAAUUGCUUUCGUUGCAUCCUGAUGACAUUUCCUAAUAAGUAUUAUCAUAGCGCUGUAUCAGUGAAUGAUGGAAGCUGUCUUGAGUGGGUAUGGAAAGGGCUGUCGGCAUUGGUUUUCAUCAGGGACUCUGGGAAUGUCUCAAUCUCAAGAUGUUCCUGAGAGCGGUGUUUGAAACCCAUGUCUUUCUCAUCUGGAAGCCGGAGGUGCAGUCUUGAGUUAGCCACCAGUUAAGUGGAUUUGGCAGGCAGAUCUGUAAUCAUUAUCAUUUGCAGAAUUUGCAAUGACUGAAGGUUGAACCUAUCCAGUUCAUCUUCCAAACAGGCUGCGAAUAUCUCGCUCUUCUUUUUAGGCUUCAUUAGAAAUGCCGACAGGCUCUUUUCCGAUGUGUUCCUGGUAUGAAGAUUGUCUUUUACAGGAUCAAUCUGAUCAACCCUUUUCCUCUGUGAUCUCUUGAGCUUUCCCUUCUCUCCCACUUUCUCUAACCCUUUGUUUGAAUGGCUUCCUGAUCAGACAAACUGGACCAUGUCAUGUAUUAACCAGUGUGCAGUGAUGGAAAUAAGAAGGGAAAUCAAAGCAAAAACAACUGCAUGGAAUAAAAGCCAGUGUACUGUACCAGAA
Messenger RNA from Acipenser ruthenus (sterlet), 6990 nucleotides. RefSeq names its product mitogen-activated protein kinase kinase kinase 13-like. The transcript has 15 exons. Gene Ontology annotation, molecular function: ATP binding; JUN kinase kinase kinase activity. Gene Ontology annotation, biological process: JNK cascade; protein autophosphorylation. NCBI's taxonomy places the organism in Eukaryota, Metazoa, Chordata, Actinopteri, Acipenseriformes, Acipenseridae. The record is from RefSeq and is a predicted model, not a curated record. The coding region runs from base 421 to 3393 and encodes 990 amino acids.